This is a messenger RNA of Lingula anatina, 1653 nucleotides long. RefSeq lists its product as uncharacterized. NCBI's taxonomy places the organism in Eukaryota, Metazoa, Brachiopoda, Lingulata, Lingulida, Lingulidae. The record is from RefSeq and is a predicted model, not a curated record.
AUGGAACAAAACACUCUGACGCCAGCAGAAGAAACCACCAAUGUCUUUACGAUAUCUGACAUGACAACUGCAGAGAAUGUGGCCAAACCUAAACUAAAAAAUCAAAAUGUUCCGUACUGGACGUCAUGCCGACUUCUCCUGGCUUUGAUGGUUUUCCUUGGCGUUGUAAAUGCUUUCAUCCUCCGUACAAACAUUAACUUUGGUAUUAUCUGCAUGGUGCGACAGAAAAACGCAACGGAAUACCGACUGACCCUUAAUGAUACAAGCAGCACGUUAAGUGGCACAACAUUUGUUGAAAACGCUACUUAUAACGGCAGUAGAAUAAUUGCACCAACAUGUGGAAAGCUGGACGUUGUUAGCGCAAGAACGUACAAAGGUGAAUUUGACUGGGACACAAACAUAAGGGGCGUCAUACUGAGCUCUGUCUUCUACGGGUAUGCAUGUACCCAAAUAAUUGGUGGUUGGCUGGCGGGAAGAUAUGGCGGGAAACACGUGUUUGGCACAGCGAUGGUUAUUGCGGGUGUGACGUCGGUUGUGACACCGAUUGCAGCCAGAACACAUUAUUCUAUUUUGAUAGCGCUACGUGUUCUCACAGGGAUGACAGCUGGCGUCUGUCUUCCUGCAUUGCAGGCGAUGUGGAGAAAAUGGGCGCCGCCAUUAGAAAAGAGCACGUUGGUUUCCUUCUGCUUCUCUGGUGGUUACGCUGGUAUUGUUGUGGCUAUGUCACUCUCUGGCGUAUUGUGUGGGAUUGACUUAGACAAUGGCUGGCCGUUUAUAUUUUACGUUUACGGUGGCCUCUGUUUCAUCUGGCUAUGCGGGUGGUACUUGCUCGUGUUUGAUUCGCCCGCCAGUCACCCGCGUAUAAGCCAGGCCGAGAGGGAGUACAUAGAGACAGCCAUCGGCCAUCUUGAUCAGAGUGAAGAGAAAGUCCCUGUCCCGUGGGCAUCAUUCGUGAAGUCCCCCGCCGUUUGGGCAAUUUUCAUAAUGAAUUUCACUAGCGACUGGGGCUGUUAUACUCUGGUAACGAGUCUUCCAAUUUUCAUGAAGGAAGUUCUGCAAUUUGAUAUAAAACAGAAUGGAUUGUUCUCUGCGAUACCCUAUGUUGCAUUGUGCUUGGGCACUGGUGCCUGUGGGAAGGCCGCAGAUCAUUUUAGGCAGCGAGGCCUACUGAACACAACGAGGACCAGAAAGCUUUUCCAGUCAAUCGGCGGAUUUGUGCCUGCUGCCUUUAUGUUUGCCACAGCCUUCGUAGAUUGUGAGACCAGAAUGUUGGGUGUGGUAUACUUGAUAUUAGGAGUUACCUUCUCAUCUGCGAGCGUUUCCACAUUGGCGAUUAACGUAGCAGAUAUUGCACCUCGGUUUGCCGGUGAAAUAUUCGGAAUCUCAAACACUCUGGCUAGUUUUUCUGGCAUUAUUUCCCCUAACAUAGUUGCUGCGCUAACUCCAAACGGCACAAGAGAAGAGUGGAAGUGGGUUUUCUUUAUAACAUGUGCCAUCUACAGUUUCGGCGCGCUCUUUUUCUUGAUAUUUGCUAGCGGAGAAGUGCAGCCCUGGGGCAAGCCAGAUCAUCUCCAUAAUGAAGAUAAACGAGAAAACACCGACGUAAACCAGGGCUAUGACAAUGCCCACCCUGAUGUUCAUUCUACCUUGUGA